AUGAAUCGGCUUCCGCGCUUGUUUCCGGCGAUCCGCACAUACAGCUCAAAAACCGAAGGCAAAAAGACCUGCCUCUACGAGCUCCACAAACAACAUGGAGGAAAUCUUGUCAACUUCGCUGGAUAUGAAAUGCCAGUUCAAUACACUGACUUAUCGAUCAAGGAUUCAACCCUCCAUACUCGAAAACACGUUUCAAUUUUUGAUGUUUCGCAUAUGUUGCAAACUCAUAUCACAGGAAAGGAUAGGGUUGCUUUCAUUGAGUCCUUGACCACGGCGGAUGUUGAAGGUCUGAAGCCUAACAGUGGAACCCUGUCAGUUUUUACAAAUGAGAAAGGAGGAAUCAAGGAUGACUUGAUUGUGACAAAGACGGAUCAAGAUUUUAUUUACAUGGUCACGAAUGCUGGUUGUAUUGACAAAGAUCUUCCAUAUUUACAGGAAAACGCUGCCUCUUGGCGAGCCAAAGGAAAAGACGUUCAAAUCAACACUUUGGAUGGACGUGGACUAAUUGCUCUACAAGGUCCUGAAAUGGCAGCCGUCCUAAAGGGCGAAACUAAUAUCAAUUUGGAUGAACUAACGUUUAUGACAACUUCAGUCGGAAAAGUUUUUGGUUUGGACAAUUGCCGCGUUACAAGAUGUGGGUACACUGGGGAAGACGGUGUUGAGAUCUCUGUUGAUGCUAAACAUGCGUCGGUUUUGGUGGAGCGCCUUCUAGCUUCAAAGGCUGGAAUGGUUCGGUUGGCCGGUCUUGGAGCUCGAGAUGCUCUACGCCUCGAAGCAGGGCUCUGUUUAUACGGAAACGACAUUGAUGAGAAUACGACUCCCAUUGAAGCUGGUUUAGCAUUCGUUAUCGCUAAACGACGUCGACAAACGCUUGGAUUCCCCGGAGCAGAAAUUAUUGUGGAACAAAUCGAAAAGAAAAAUUGGAAGAAAAGACGAGUUGGAUUAGUCAGCGAAGGAGGACGAGCUCCGAGAGGACAUAUUCCUCUUAAUGUUGCUUCACCAAUUGGGUCUGCCACAAUAGGAUUUGUGACAUCUGGAUGCCCAAGCCCUUGCUUAGGAAAAAAUGUUGCUAUGGCCUAUGUUGACACUCCUUAUUCCAAGGAUGGUACCGUUUUAGAAGUUGAUUUUGGGGCAAAACAAGCAAAGGUGACAGUACAAAAGAUGCCUUUCCUCAAAACGAAUUACUAUACGGGGAAGAAAAAC
This is a messenger RNA of Mesorhabditis belari, 1203 nucleotides long. Lineage: Eukaryota; Metazoa; Nematoda; Chromadorea; Rhabditida; Rhabditidae. The record is from the annotation of a GenBank genome assembly.